Poecilia reticulata (guppy) is the source of this 1665-nucleotide messenger RNA. The record is from RefSeq and is a predicted model, not a curated record. Lineage: Eukaryota; Metazoa; Chordata; Actinopteri; Cyprinodontiformes; Poeciliidae.
AAAGCCCCACCUUGUUUAGUGUGCGGCGUGUGGUACUUGUUGAAACAAUCACAGCAGACGGCUCCAGGUUGGUCUUUAGAUGUUAGACGUGGUGUUUUUUCCACCAUUCGCACCAACCGUCGAAGACUUCUGUCAUCAGUUUUUCUCUUCCCUCCACGUCCAGGGAGGUUCUUGACCGUUCCAUGCCUGGAAAACUUCUCAAUAACAUUAUGCACCGUUGAAACAGGGAUACCAAGAUCUUUGGAGAUGGAUUUAUACCCUUUGGAGGUCUUGUGUUUGCAAAUAACAGCAUUUCUGAUGUCCUCAGACAGCUGCUUCACAUGUGGAGAUGAACUAACAGGUGGCUUUUAAAGCACCAACACGACCUUUCAUUGGUUAAUUCAUGUCACAUGUGUGGAUCCAUCACAAGUGAUCUUUAUGUGUGACUUGCAACAGGAGAGCCAAAUUGGGUUUUCAUAUUGAUUUGCAGCAAAGGGUGUCAGAACCAUUGGCAUGGUAAAAAUUAUGUUAUUCUUUGUUUUCCUCAUAAUGUUUAUCUUUUGAAAUGUUUUUUAUCAUUUGCUGUUUUGCAUCAAACACAAGCUGUCAGCAGUAAAAUGUUGUUUCACUUGAUAUUCCAUUAUAUGUACUUAAACUUCAUGGGUGCCAAUAAUGGUGAGCAGGACUGGAUCUAAACAAAGAAACUACAAAUCCCCCUGCCAGCAGGAGCUGGUGGUUCAGUCCAAUCAGCAUUAAGCUGCUGAGCCUCGGCCUCCAUCUUUGUCUGACCUCCAAGGCCGGCAGGUACCAGUUAGUCUGACGCAAACAAAUUAAACUUGAUAUAAAUACACACGUUAACCAAAUGUGCGCCAACAUUAGGAAUGUGGUCUAAUAUAAAAAGGCUAAUUUUAAUCAAAUUGUGAUCAUUAUAUCUAAGAAAAUGUUCUACUGAUUAAGUUACAUUUGGAUUAAACUGAGUCUAAAUCUGACCUAAACUGAGACUCAAUCAGGAUCCGCCUGUUUCAACAUGCGCUAAAGUUAAGCAUCAUUAAAACUAGCAGAACUAAACUGAUAUUUCCAACAUUACCAGAUACUAACUAACCACCGCAGAGUGAUGGACGGCUGAGUGAUGGACGGCUGAGUGAUGGACGGCUGAGUGAUGGACGGCUGAGUGAUGGACGGCUGAGUGAUGGACGGCUGAGUGAUGGCAGUAACUCGUUACAAACUGACCUCUCCGUCCCCCUGCUGGAUGAACCGUCUCGUCUUCCUGCCUCACUGGAACUACAUCCCCCAUGAUGCCUUGGGGCGGGGCCAGGACAGAGGACACCUGGAGCUGAUUGGCUCUCCUGACCUGCUGAGACCCAGAGCUGAGCUGGGAUUGGCCGCUGGUCCGGGAGGGGCGGAGUCUGAUGGAGGGGCGGGGCCUGAUGGGGCGCUGAGCGUCAGAGAGGCUGCAGGUGUUCUGAGAACCAGGGUCAGAGGUCAGCGGGUGUCGGUGUGGGGUCGGGUGGGCUCGGUGCGCCCCUUGCUGGAGGUUUCAGGAAGUUGCUUCUUCUUCUUCUGUCUGGAGGACCAACAGCARACGGUUCCGGUUCUGGUGAAGGUAGGCGACCCGGUGGGCCGGGACUGGGAGCGGGUCACUCUGUGACCUUUGUCCUCUCAGGUUUCUCUGUGUCCACCUGGCUG